Haplochromis burtoni (Burton's mouthbrooder) is the source of this 865-nucleotide messenger RNA. Its product is annotated as P2Y purinoceptor 3. The annotation marks the transcript as partial. The transcript has a single exon. Gene Ontology annotation, cellular component: membrane. The record is from RefSeq and is a predicted model, not a curated record. Gene Ontology annotation, molecular function: oxysterol binding; G protein-coupled receptor activity. Lineage: Eukaryota; Metazoa; Chordata; Actinopteri; Cichliformes; Cichlidae. Gene Ontology annotation, biological process: G protein-coupled receptor signaling pathway.
GACCAAGGAUGAUAGAGGAGAAACCUGCCAGAAGUCCAAACAUACAUGCUGAAUCCUUCUCUCUCAUAUCAAAAUAACUUUUGCUCUCACGAUGUCAUCAAGACAUGAGGUUCCUUCAGAUAUCAAUGUGGAUACGUUCCACGAUAUCCUCAACUCUUCCUCCCCAUCCUCACCAACUCAGUCUUGCAGCAUAGACGAGUCGUACAAGUACAUCUUCCUUCCCAUUUGUUAUUCCUUCACAUUCAUCUUUAGCAUCUCUCUUAACUCUGUCAUCCUCUACCGUUCUUUCCGUCGGACCAAACGCUGGAAUGCCUCUUUAAUAUACAUGGUUAACCUGGCCUCUACAGACUUUAUGUACGGCCUGUCGCUGCCAUUUCUUGUAGGAAGUUACAUAAUGCGUGACCGCUGGGUUUUUGGGGACUUCAUGUGCCGUGUGGUUCGUUUUCUCUUCUACUUUAACCUCUAUUGCUCCAUCUUCUUCCUCACUUGUAUCUCUGUGCACAGAUACCUUGGUAUUUGCCAUCCAAUGAAAGUGAUAACGCUGGAGACCAAGAAGGCCGUCAAGUGCACUUGUGUCCUUGUUUGGAUAAUAGUAUUUGCUUUGACUUGCCCCAUCUUCCGUUUUGCUCAGACUGGUCAUGUGACAAGAUUAACAGGGUUUGGAAGCAAUGUAAGUACUGACAACCCGAGUAAUAGCAUAUCAUCAGAAAAUGGUAAUGCGGGCUAUGGUAAAUUGGAAGGGGUAAUUGAAGAGUACCAGAACUGCUGGGAUGAUGCCAUCGAUAAGGAGUUUCCUGAUUAUGUACCCUAUGGCAUCACACUCCAUUUGCUGGGCUUUUUUGUGCCAUUUUCCAUAAUCGCUUAC